GAAUUUCAAGCUACUGUAGCGUUUCCUUUCGAACGAUCGAACGGAUUCGACUUUCUCUGAUUGAUUGUGGUUCGAUUUCUUGAGCAAGAUAAAGUGUACCUGUACCUGUAAGAAAUUGUUAACUAUGGGAAAAUGGAGGGACUCAAAUGCUGUUGGAAAUGACGAUCUGAGCAGUUCCCAGCCUCACAAGAAGCACAAGAAACAUAAACACAAGAAGCACAAGAAGCAUCGCGAGUCUGCAAGUGGAGGUCAAAGUUCAGAUACAGGGCAAAGUGAACUUGUAGAAGCAACCGAUUCAUUGACUGGCAAACCUCAGCUAAAACUCAAGAUCAAAAUUGGUGGCCAGACAUUGAGGACAAAGAGUUUUGAUAAGAUAAGCGUGACUGCAUCAUCAGAUGAACCGAGUGAGGAUGAAGACAGAUUGCAUGGUGAUAGCAGUAAUGACACAUGGAGGGGAGCUACCCCAAGUCCCGUAUCUCAAGGUAGCAGUAAAUCAAUAUCUAAGCUUUCUAAAGAAGAAGCAGAAGAAGAGGCGUGGUUAGAUGCUCUAGAGGCUGGCAAGUUAGACGAGUAUGGGGAGAUACCAAAACCCAAAGAUGAAUCUCUCCUUACUGCUAGACAGAAAUCCCUUUUGAAGAGAAUGGCAGCAGAGGAAGAUGACUUGAUACCAUCGCCCUUUUUUGGCGCUCAGGGCAAGAUUCCAGAGAUGACCGAGGAAAUGAUCGAGAAGAAAGCUCAAAAAGCUCAGAGGAGGAGAGUACAAGAAAGGCGUAAACAGGAAGAGAGCAAGAAACAAACAAUAGAGAAACUGCUCAAGAAACAGGAUGCUAAAUUAAAGGCUGCUAAGGCUAAACUGAAGCGAAACCUGGAAGUUCCUCACAUACGAUACUGUGACAAUAGCACUGGUAUAUCACUCUCUUAUCCAGCUGGCUAUGAAUUUCCUCUACCAACAACUCAACCUCUGACAAUAAAACCCAUCACAAAAUGUGGAGUCAGUGGAUGUCUCAAUGGCAAAAAGUAUUCUUGCUCAAAGACUGGUGUUCCUCUCUGCAGCCUAGAAUGCUACAGGAAGAAUCAAACAUUACUAUGCGCAACGUGAUAGUCUCCAGUCUGUAAGUGUCUUUGAAAAUGGACUUGUGGAUAUUUCAUUGAUAUGAGGAAAGCCGUCUUUCUCGUCAGUCUGACACGAAGAUGGGAGACUACUGUGCUGCCCCAAUGUGAGAAAAGUUUAUAUUACAGUGGCACCUCAAAAUCGUUGUUGACUUUACAUCUCAAGAAGUGACAGUGUACACAAACAAUUGUGAAGUAACAUGAAAAUCAAUUGACAGAUGAACAUUAACGUAUUCAAAAGAUUCUUGUGAAAAGGUGGUGUUUUAUGUGAUAGGCAGGAUUGUGGAACAUGAAAGUGAGAGAUGGACACAUGGUACCAUCAUGUCAGGAAGAAUACCUGGGAAAAAGAGUCCAUAAAUGCAGCCGUCAUCUUAAUAUUAGCUGGCAGUAAGUACAGUGAUCAACUUCUACACCUAGUGUACCACAAGGAAGCAUCUUAGGAACAUGAAGUAUUAAUUUGCACACAGAUAUAGUAGAAACUUAUUACAAAGGUAUAAGAUACUGCACUCUCACUAAACUUUCAGAAUUGAUACAGUCAUUAUUUUCUAUCAGCCUUAUGUAAAGACAAACAUUUGAAAAGUGAAGAUUAUGCAUUGCUGAAAACAAGUCACAAAGUACAAAUAUGAAUAUUUAUUAUUACAUGUUCUGAAGAAAAUGUCUUUAAAAACUUAUCCUGAAUCACUGAAAGUUAGUAUCAGUAUUCUAGAAAAAUCUAAAAAAACACAAAAUAAUAUAAAGAUGUCCGUAUUUUACAAUCAAAAUGUAAAAAGAAAGAGAAUUAACACCACAGCACUUGUUUUUAGGUUUGUUUAGUUCAGUUACUCAAAUACUGAUUCACUUAGUGUUUUGGUCUUAAAUUGAUGUACAGAUUUAAUCAUACUAUUUAGUGUCAAAUCUGGAAUCUUAUAUAUUAUCUAUCUCUGAAAACAGGUUUUUGUUUGUUCUGAGAAUCAGUCACUGUGACUCUCCGUUACCAGGUUCAUAAUAUUGAAUUAUCGUAACAGAGCUAAUAAUAUUAUUUUUCUGAGAAAAUUGUCAUGCCAUGCUGUAUAUCAAUAACUCAUGAAAAUAAGAACAAAGUGAAUGUGAAUGGGGGCCUAUGUAAUCCUUUAUCCCAUUCUGAUAUCGGGCCAAGCAUUUAUAUUGAUUGUCAUCUUGAUUUUUACUUUUAUAAUAGAGUGCAAAAGGUUUUUCAAAAUUGCAAAUAAGAGAAGCGAUAACGCAAAUAGAAAAUUGUCGAAAAAGGUAAAAUUAUAGUACAUUUGACCUAUUUUCAAAAUAUUGAUCAGACAGAUGAGGACCAACUUAUGCUACAAAUAUGAUAAUUAUUGUAGAACUGGCAACACUGCUAUGAUUUUAGUACACAUGAAUAGAUUAUUUCAACAUUUUUUAGAAUGACCAAUAUGUUGCUAUUCUAUGUUCUUUCACUGGAAGUGAGUUAAGUAGCAUCAUGCACCAACCUAGUAAACUUAGGAAUGGAAGGGGGGGUAAUAAUAAUAAUAAUAAUAAUAAAACAUUGCUUAUAUAGCGCAUAUAACGAUGAUAAAAUCAUGUCUCUAUGCGCUUAAAAAGAAGAAUAGAAAGAAUGGAGAAGAAAGAAGAGCCUGUUCACAGAGGAGCAAAUAUAUAAUCAAUUAAUAGGUACAUGUAUAUCUUAUUUUACAAAAAGGAAUGUCUUCAAAAGGGACUUAAAGGAUUCUACAUUAUUAGCUUGUUUAACAAUAUCAGGUAAGUUAUUCCAAAGUUCAGCAGAGGACAUUUUGAAUGAACGAGCACCGUAGAAUUGAGUGUUAAUUUUGGGAACUACAAGGAGAGAUUUGUUGUUUGACCUUAAUUUUCUUUGGGGUAUAUACUGUUCAAUGAGUUCUUUGAGAUAGAGUGACGAUUGACCUUGUAAGCAUUGAUAGGUUAGGAGUAAUAUCUUGUAUUCAAUACGGGAUUUUACAGGAAGCCAGUGUAAUUCUUUUAGUAUAGGUGUUAUGUGUUUGCUGCGCCUCGUUCUUGUUAUGAGUCUCGCUGCCGAAUUUUGGAUCCUUUGAAGUUUAUGAAUUUGAUUAUCAGGGAGGCGAUACAAAAUGCUAUUACAAAAAUCAAUGCGUGAUAUUACAAGAGCGUGAACCAGUUUCUUUGUGGCUUCUGUUGUUAGAAACUUGCGAAUUUUCCCAAUGUUAUACAAGGCAAAUGAACUAGCUUUACAUACAUUGUUUAUUUGAGUUUUCAUACUAAGGUUUCUAUCCAGUUGUACACCAAGAUUUCUUGCAGUUUCUACACAUUCAACAUAGGUAUUAUCAAAUUCUAUUCCUUCUAUCUGUCUACUAUUUCUAAAUUUACUAGUGAGAUGAAGCACUGCAGUUUUAUUACAAUUAAGUUUCAGUCCAUUAUCAGUUGACCAAAUAAUCACAUCUCGGACACACCUCUGAAGUCUGGUAGUGGCAUCUUGCUGCUCACUGUUUUUUAGGACUAUGUACAUUUGCGUAUCAUCAGCAUACAUCAUGCAGCUUAUCUUAUGGUGAGUGAUGACAUCCUGAAGAGGAGCAGCAUAUAAAUUAAAGGCCAAAGGUCCGACAACUGAGCCUUGAGGCACUCCAUGACUGGUAUAGCAGGUACGUGAAUUUGAUUCUCCAAUCAAAACAGAAUGUCUCCUAUUUUGGAAAUAAGAUUGAAACCACCUCAAAGCAUCUUCACAAAUUCCGUAGCGUGUCUGGAGACGGGAGAAUAAAGUCUCGUGGUGAAUGGUGUCAAACGCCGAUGAAUAAUCUAACAGUAGCAACACCGCUUCAUCCCCUCUAUCAAGAGCUAUUAAUAUAUCAUUUACUACUCGAAGAACUGCAGUCUCACAACUGUGGAAGGGCCUAUAUGCAGACUGCAUUCUAGCAUAUAAGUUAUUUUCUGCCAAAUAAUCUUGUAUCUGUAAGUUCACCAUCCGCUCAAUGAUCUUCCCAAGAAACUGGAUAUGAGCAACAGGCCUAAAAUUCUGUAGAUCAUCAGUAUCUAACUUGCCUCCUUUAAAUGUUGGAACAAUAUUUGCAUGUUUUAGGACACAUAGGUAAUAAAUACAUUCCUCGUGCAAUUAUCAGGUUUUCCCAAUUAACACUUUGGUUUUAGUUAAAAUUUGUAAAGCAGUAGAGCUUUAUUUCAUACAACAUACAUGCAAACAUGUAAAUGAACCACUUCAUUGUCAAGUGAGAAAGAUACAAAUAUUCUAGUUCAGCAUCCGUUGAACAAAUACAUCAUAUAUUUGUCUUGAUGUCAACAUUUGUAAAUAAAAUCAAAUCAACAAAUAAAAAUUAGUGUUUGUGUCUUCACUGUCUACCCUUCAUAGCAGAUAUUAAAGGAUAUUAGUUUAUUUUCUGUUCUCCAUGGCUACCUCAACUCCCCAAACUGCAAAUGUUGCAGCUAUCUUACGAAUAUAAUAAUUUUGAUGGUACAUUUGUAUUUGGGUCAGUUAAUAAACAAGCUGUCAAGCAGUUUGCUUCAUAUUUUUGAAUGAUUAUUUUGUGGCUAUUUUGCUGAUAGACCCCAGAUGGAAUACCCAAAUAUUUCAGCAAGCAAACUUGUAAACUGCAAACACUCUCACUAUAAAGUAGUAGUGGCAGAAGUAGUAGUAGUAGUAGUAGUAGUAGUAGCAGUAGUAGCAGCAGCAGUAGUAGAAACAGUAGUAGUAGUAGUAAUAGUAGUCUUUGCAUACAUUUCAGUUAGUAUACUUUGUGCCGCUAUUGUUGUUUGAAGGUUAUUCAUGCCAAUCUUGUCUCCAAUCUUCCUCUGGUCUGAGAUGACGUCGAUAGAAACUGAUUGUCUUCUGCCACGAUUUCACCAGAGCCCUUGCAUGAAGAGCUGGGUCACCACCCCAAUUUACCAGCUUGGCUGUUAGGGUAAAAUAAUUUUAAAAAAUUGAUUGCCAUCCUGGCUUUACUGCGGCAGUAUGGCCAUGAUGGCAAGUCAUAAUAACCUUUAUUUCUUGAUAAAACGCUUCAUACCCUAGAAAAACAGAAUAUCCCAGAGUAAACACGUUGCCAUUAUUUAUUUUAAGAAAUAUAAAUGAAUGUUAAAAAGGCUUUCUAUAUAUCAGUCAAAUGAUGAGUAAUAUGGGAUAUUGAUUUCUGUGUGAUUUUGAAGAUUCAAACAAAUGCAUUAAAGGAAGGAUACAAAGAGAGAUUGGGAGAGAGAGACCGAGAGAGACAGACAGAAAUAGUUCAGAGGGGGAGAGAUGAGGAGGAGGGGGUUGUAUUGAAACAACCUCUAUAUAAAUUUAAAACUGGCGACAGAGAUAAGAGGGUAAAUCUAGAAAAUGGCAUGCUGAGACAUUUUACCUUUACAUAAAAAUUAUGUAAGUGCAUUUACCUCUAUCAAUAUUCGGCAUAUCAACUUUAGAUUGACGACAGAGAGGGAAGUAGGGUGAAUCUAGAAGAUGGCCAGCUCCUUCAAAGUAAUGUGUUUCCAGAAGAUUGCUUUUUCCUGCACUAUGAAUACGAGAUGCAACCUGUUCGGGGAAAAAGAUACUUUUACACACUAGUUGGGACCAGCGCUUCAAGGGCGUAGAGGGGCAACUACCCUCUAUCAUUUUUCACGUAGCCGGGAAGAAGGGAGAAUAAUAC
This is a messenger RNA of Lytechinus pictus (painted urchin), 5705 nucleotides long. RefSeq names its product INO80 complex subunit B-like. The record is from RefSeq and is a predicted model, not a curated record. The transcript is spliced from 8 exons. The coding region runs from base 125 to 1099 and encodes 324 amino acids. Lineage: Eukaryota; Metazoa; Echinodermata; Echinoidea; Temnopleuroida; Toxopneustidae. Gene Ontology annotation, cellular component: Ino80 complex. Gene Ontology annotation, biological process: chromatin remodeling.